GACAUAUUCGGGAACAAGUCAACCGGCUUGUCCGGUCACUCUUCGUAAAAGUCUUCUUCAUUCUCCCGGUUCUCUGCCCCUUCCUCGCACUUCUGUUCUCUUCCACUUCACCGAUCACAGAUCGUUUCUCACUUCUCGCUCUAGAUAUGAAGGGUGCCAAGGGUAAAGGGGCAGCAAAGAGGGACACCUUGAAGCCUGUUGAUGACAAAAAAGUAGGGAAGAGAAAGGCACCUCCUGCUAAGGCUGUUGGCAAAAGCAAAGCCAAGACUGCGAAAGCAGCUAAAGAUCCCAACAAGCCAAAGAGACCUCCAAGUGCUUUCUUUGUCUUCCUUGAGGAAUUCCGAAAGACAUUCAAGAAAGAAAACCCUGAUGUGAAAGCUGUUUCAGCUGUUGGGAAAGCUGGGGGAGAGAAGUGGAAAUCCCUUACUGCAGCUGAAAAAGCACCAUAUGAGGCCAAAGCUGCAAAAAGGAAGAUUGAUUAUGAGAAACUAAUGACUGCAUACAACAAGAAACAGGAUAGCAUUGCUGAUGAUGAUGAAGAAUCUGAAAAGUCAAAGUCUGAAGUAGAUGAGGAAAGUGGACAGGAAGGUGGUGAUGAUGAUGAAGAUGAUGAGGAUGAUGAUGAAGAUGAUGAUUGAGAUCAAUGCUUUUUUUUUUUCAGCAAAAUCUGUCUGAAUUCAUUUUCAGACCAAACAAAUAUUUGCUGGAAAUUUGCAUGUUCAUGUUCAUAGAUUAUGGUCAUGUCUUAUCUAUGUGUACUUUGCAUUUUACACUUCAGCUCUUGCAGAGUGUUUAGCUUAGAUUUUAUUAAUGAUCUUUUAUUUUAUGUACUUUAUCUAUGAUUUCUCUUUUAUUUUGACUUGAGUGUUAAAUUUUA
Messenger RNA from Lactuca sativa (garden lettuce), 877 nucleotides. RefSeq names its product high mobility group B protein 1. The record is from RefSeq and is a predicted model, not a curated record. NCBI's taxonomy places the organism in Eukaryota, Viridiplantae, Streptophyta, Magnoliopsida, Asterales, Asteraceae.